Ambispora leptoticha is the source of this 264-nucleotide messenger RNA. NCBI's taxonomy places the organism in Eukaryota, Fungi, Glomeromycota, Glomeromycetes, Archaeosporales, Ambisporaceae. The record is from the annotation of a GenBank genome assembly.
AUGGCCUCCAAAAAAUUCAUCAUUUACUUUGCUCUUGUUGUAAUCGCGUCGUUUUUGAUUCUUGGUAGCAAUGGUGCGCCUAUUCCUUUAUCAAACAAAGGAAACGGGAAUGGCAACGGCGGGUCAGGAAAUGGGAAUGGAAAUAACAAUGGUGAUGAUAAGGAUUCUUAUUCCAAGACCGUAAAACAAGCCACCAACAAUUACGGAGUACCUAACAGCAACCCUAUCAAGAACCAACCAACUAAACCAGCUAACGGACACUAA